Penicillium samsonianum is the source of this 6141-nucleotide messenger RNA. Its product is annotated as AP-1 complex accessory protein LAA1. Gene Ontology annotation, cellular component: endocytic vesicle; Golgi apparatus; membrane. Gene Ontology annotation, biological process: intracellular protein localization; retrograde transport, endosome to Golgi; endocytosis. The record is from RefSeq and is a predicted model, not a curated record. Bases 1 to 6141 code for a protein of 2046 amino acids. The transcript has 2 exons. Lineage: Eukaryota; Fungi; Ascomycota; Eurotiomycetes; Eurotiales; Aspergillaceae.
AUGUCUUCCUCAGAUACAGUUCCAGCACCCUCCCCUCCACAAAAUGGGGUCCCUGAGCUCGACAUCCCUAAACUACACGCCCUCCCCUCCGAACAGCAGGAACUGUACAUGCUUACGUUCACCUCCGAUCUCGUACAAUACAUAUCUGGCUUGGAAGCUGCGGAAGUUACAUCGCAACAGAAGGAUCUGAAAAAGGAAUUGUUUAAGAUAUUGAACCUCCCUUCACCGACUGUCACUCGGGUCCUCCGCAACAAUCUAGGGCGAUGUUUUGGCGCAAUACUCAGCAAAGGGGAUCGCGGGAUCCUCUUCGAGACAAUCACCGACCUGCUGGAAAUUGUGAAUGCUGGCAAGAGUGAAGCCGAAUUGAAGAUCAAAUUCGCUGCGGCGCAUUGUCUAGGGGAGGUCUUUGCGACAGCCGGUGAGAGCGCGUUCAUGCAGUCCAAUGUUGCGACUUCGGGCGCACUCAAACUGCUGAAAUCAGCAAGCAACCAUACCGGUCUUAGGGGAGUUCUCUUUGCGGUGAUGCGCAAGAUUGUUGUUGGGAUUGGGGUUCCCAUCGAUGAAGGAACCGCCCGCGACAUCUGGAAGCAGGCCCGAAAUGCUGCUAUCAGCGACAAAUCCACUUUCGUCCAAGUCAAUGCAUGCCGCUGCCUGGAGCAGUUGGUUGCCACCACACCAUUCUUCGAUAACGCACAUGACUUCGAACACCUCAAAACCCUUGUAUGGAAGGUUAUCGACAGCCCCGCUGCGCCAGUGCGGCACGCCGUAGCUGCAGUUCUUGGUCGAGCACUGAUUAAUCUACAUGCUACGGACGCGCACAUUACGACCGCCCCGAAACCGAAAUCCAAGAAAUCGAAGCGCAUGUCGAAGAAACCUGGUGUGGGGCUUGGAGAUGAGGACGAGGCCGAGAUGUCAGAGUCGUCUGCCCCUAAGAAAACCGACUCGCGUCUGUACUUCCUUCUUCCGGACUUGUUGAGGCAGCUUUCGUCCCAAUAUUUGAAGAGUACCACUUCGAAUCGCUCACGCGCUGGGAUCUGUAUAUGCUACAAAUAUGUUGUGCGCAACCUGGGAGACAAGAUUGUCGAAGAGCGCUAUGGGCAGAUUGCAACCAACUUGCUUGUCGAGUUGUUGAAUCAUCCGACGGUCACAUACAACCGCUUCCGCCUACUCAUGACCAGGAAGUUCAUCAAGAGUAUUCUUGAGGAUACUAUUGGCCAGGAAUUGCUGCGCGAGAACAGUCAACUCAAUGCUGCAGCAUGGAUAAUCAACUAUAUCCUCAAGGACUACCCCCAGGUUAUCCAGGAACGUCGCGAGCCCAGCAAGUAUACAUUGACGAGUGCGGUCAGCGCUCUGUCCUCGUUGAUUUCAUCGCUUGGUUCCGCGUUCAGCGCUCAGGCUGAUAGCUGCCGAGAUGCUCUACUUCAAGUCCUUCCUCACCCUAGCUACACUGUUCAAGUUCACGUUGCGCAUUGUCUGCGAAACUUCGUCCUAGCCUCUCCCCAUCAGCUGCUGUCAUGUGUGACAAUUUGCAUGAACAGUUUGAACAGGGAAAUCGGACAGCUAGGCACACCGCGCCAGUCGCCUCGCCGGUGUGUUGGCUAUGCCAAUGGAUUAUCUGCAAUGCUCAGUACUUCUCGUUUACAACCGCUGUAUGGAGCAGUGGAUGUUUUUGCGCGCGUCUUUACCCAAGCAACCGAUCUUCUUAAGACGAGCAGCACUUCCGAGCUCCGGGUUGCGAGCAUUCAAAUCCAGGUGGCGUGGAUUCUGAUCGGAGGUCUGAUGCCUCUUGGGCCCAGCUUUGUCAAGACCCAUCUGUCUCAAUUGAUGCUUCUCUGGAAGAACGCACUUCCCAAACAUCUUGGCAAAGAGAACGCUGCCCAGCCAGGUACCGUUGAGAUCAGUUUCCUGACUCAUGUGCGGGAAUGUGCACUGGGCUCGUUGCUGGUGUUCAUGGAGUUCAACAGCAAAUUGAUCACAUCAGAUGGUGCAAAGAGAAUCGCUGCCAUGUUGCAAAAUACUGUCGAAUUCUUAGAUAACCUGCCUAAGCCGAAGGCUAUGGAAGAUCUUUCACAAAGGCUGCACCCAUCCCUGCAGUUGCAAGAUUAUUCAACUAUGGUGCGCCGACGUGUGUUGCAGUGUUUCACGAAGCUUGUGCAUGUCCAUCCACCUAGUCAUGGGGACAUUAUUUCCCAGUCCAGUCUUCUGAGCCUGGCUAUUUCCUCAUUCGCAGACCCAGAUGCCCAGUACAAGCAACUAGAAAGCUCUAUUUCAGGCUCGGCCGGACAAUUCGAUGGCCUAUGGGAUCUAUGUGAUAACUAUGGAUUUGGUGUCACUGGACUCUCCCGAGAAUAUCUUCGUGCUACACUGUCUGGCAUUCAGGAAGAUGACAAGAGCCCCGGCUGGUCUGCGCUUGAUUCCGUGGACCAAGUUGUGGACGACACCUUAACUUUUCCUAUUUGUCAAGCUAGCGAGCAUGACGCGGUUCUUCUAUACAGUUUGCGAGAUGGAGAUAAGCUUGCUGUUGAUCCACCAACAACAGGAGUUAUCAACUCGGCAAUCGAUUUGUUCUCUGUGGCCCUCGCCCUUCAUUCGUCCAAAAUUCAGGAAAGCAGUGUGGAACAGAUCGCUACAUUCCUCACUUCUCCCGGACUACAGAGAAACCCCGGCAGGAAAGCAGCAUUGGUCGUCAACAUCUCGGUGGCCCUCUUACAUACUCUGAAAGUUGCUGUCAAGGAGACAGACUUUGUGCCUGGCAAGCUAAAUCCGUCAACCGAUAAGAUUUUGCAAGAGCUUCUCCAAAAGUUCGUCAUAGAUGCCGAUCCCGUUGUUCGUACAAUCGGCGUUGAGGCACUUGGACGACUUUGCGACAGUGCUGGAAACGGGUGCACCAAUACAAUGGUUAAUUGGCUUGUUGAUACCAUUGUCGAGAACAGAGAGCCUAACGCUAGAGCUGGCUGUGCUGCUGCCCUUGGAUGUAUCCAUGCUCAGAUUGGCGGAAUGGCAGCUGGUUUGCACCUCAAAACAAUUGUCGGUGUUUUGAUGUCUUUGUGUAAUGACCCUCACCCCGUUGUCCAUUUCUGGGCUCUUGGGGGCUUGGAGAGAGUUGCCAACUCCGCUGGGUUGACAUUCUCGCCUUUCGUCUCCGGCUCUUUGGGGAUGCUUGCUCAACUCUACAACGCUGAUACCCACAACGAGGAGGCGGCCGCGUUGGCGACCUCCAACAUUGAAAUGUCAUUCUUGACACCUGUCGUGAUCAGUCGAUGCGUCGACUCUCUCAUCAAUGUUCUCGGGCCGGACUUGCAAGACAUUGCAAAGACGCGAAAUCUCAUUUUGACCCUGCUUCGCCAGUUCCAAUUGGAGGAAAACCCAGCGUUAGUGACGGAAAGUUCCAAAUGCUUGGACCACUUCUCGAUGUAUGCCUCCAGUUAUGUCGACAUUGCGGCAUACGUGAAGCGACUGCAGACCGAGCUUCGAGCAAGUAACUUCCUCAUGCGAGAUGUAGCAGUUCGUGGACUCAACAACCUCAUGAAACGAGACGCAUCGUCUGUGAUGCAAACGGUGGGUCAGUCUUUGGAAGAUGACAUCUGGCUCGCAUUCGAUGAAGCCCCGAACAACAAGUCACUCAAGUCAAUGAUUCAGGACUGGCUACAGCAGACUGCUUUGACAGAAACCGAGAUGUGGAUCCAACGUUGUCAGAACAUCAUGACCAAGACACGCCACAAGGUGGAACCUGCGCCUACCACAGCUGUUCAAGCUGCAGCUGCCGAUAUCCCCGAUGACGAGGUUGCCGGUUUUGCCUCGGCUGCUGGGGAAGGGCAAGGUGACGCUGCGAACGAAAGCAUCUCAGGCCAAGAAUUAUUGAAAUGGCAGACCCGCAACUUUGCCAUGAGCUGUCUCUCCGAACUUCUGGCUACUGUUCAAGAAGCGAUCCUCCCAGACUCUGCCAUCCCAGCGGAGUUGGCUCUCCAGAAGAACGUUGGAGAUAUUGUGAGAAUGGCCUUUUCAGCAUCUACCGCCAAUGUCAUUGAGCUGCGCGUAUGGGGAUUAAAGAUCAUCGACCAAGUUCUUACAAUGUUCGGCAAGACACCGGAUCCUGACUUUGCUGAAGCCUCGCUCCUCGAGCAAUAUCAAGCUCAGAUUGGGUCUGCACUUACUCCUGCCUUUGCUGCCGAUUCCUCCGCGGAGCUGGCAUCAGAGGCCAUAAAUGUUUCUGCGACUUUCAUUGCUACAGGAAUCGUAACAAAUGUCGAUCGUAUGGGGAGAAUCCUGAAGCUCUUGGUGCUGGGUCUGGAGAACUUCGCGAAGAACCCAGAGACUACUGAAAUCGGUGACCUCAAGGGUCUAAACUCAAAUGCUCGAGUUAUGGUAAAACUCGCUCUGUUUUCGGCCUGGGCCCGGCUCCAGAUCGCAAGCAUCGAACAUGAGUAUUUGACCCAGGUGGUCCAGCCUUAUAUUGCCAAACUCACACCUCUAUGGCUGUCUUCUCUUCAAGAAUAUGCUCGAUUGCGCUUUGAGCCAGAUAUCUCCGGUAGCUUGGGGACAAGCUUGACCGGUGACCUGGAUGACGUGUAUGCGGCGUUGAAUCGUGAGACUUUGUUAAAGUUCUACCAAGACACGUGGUUAUACUUGGUUGAUGCAAUUGCUGGGCUCGUCGAGAAAGAUAUUGACUUUGUUUUCGAUGCUUUAGAUGGCAAAUUGCAGCUACCCGAGGAGAAGCAAGAAAAAGCCAUUAAAAAGGAAGAAGGAAAAGGACAUGAUAUUAAUUACCGCGAAGAGCCGGUGGCAUUCUUCUUUGUCUUGUUCGGACUGGCUUUCGAAUCUUUGGUUGAUCAAGGAACUUCGGCAUCCCAACGAUUGGAGAUUCUUCAGGCUCUGAAGCGAAUUCUAAGGCCAGUCAUCUCUGGAAAUGCCAUCUACCAAGAUGCAAUUUUCACAGAGACCAUGGACAGCUUCGACCGUCUUGUGUUGACAGAAGCUACCCCCAUCCAGACCGUCAUUGUCGAGAUUGCCCAAAACCUGUCAUUAGAUCACCCCGCAGCAAAGGGUGAUCUGGAACGCAGCGACCAUCUUUCCGAUGACAUCGAGCAACUCUUCGAGCUCACAAGAAGCAUCAUUCUUGUUCUUGCUGGAAUGCUUCCCAAUCUCCGCGAAUCGACACCACUCGCGCGGUUCAACGUAAGUUCGGAUGAGUCCUUGACUCUUAUUCGUUUGGCACUUCGCUCUCUCGUCGAUGUUGCAUCCGUAUUCCCAUCCGUCAUUCGCAACGAUCUCCAUGCUUGUAUCCUACAUAUAUUCACAACUAUCCUCGCGACUGGGAUCUGCCAAGAGGGCGUGGUUCCACAAGCUCUUCCCAUCUUCAGGCAGUUCGUUCACGGUAUUACCCACACAACGGAAUCACCCGAAGACCUUGAGGUCGUGUCAUUCCAGCUUCGAGGAUGUCUCACGCGCUUCCUCACCAUUCUCACCAUCGCCCAGCGACGGGAGUCGGAUAUCUCCAUCCCCUGCGCCAAGAACACGCUCCUCGCCAUCACUUUCCUCCUGACUGCCGGAGCGCACGUCAUCCCGCCCCAGGAGCCAGUCCUGAUCCGAGUUCUGGAUGAGUUGCUUGACUGUCUUCAAGAUGUCGGCCUUGCCACCGUGGCAGCUAGCUGCCUCCGUUCAAUCCUCGUUAAACCAGGCUCUCGUUCCAUCACCGAUGAAGUUAUCAGCCGAUACCUUGUCCCGCGACUCAUCGCCUUCAUGGUUGCCUGCCCUCUAGACAACGGCGAUAUCCCCAGCGACCCCGAAAACUCCCGCAUAGUGGUUGCUCGCACGCUCGUGUCGUGCAUCUCCAAUGCCACUUUCUCCACUUCUGAAUUGCCCGCCGCUACAUCCCUCAUCAUGUCGGCACUAUUGGCACGCGCCAAGCGUGAAGGCGAGUCUGUGCACCAAGAAUCAGCGGGCCAUCUCCUCGAGCUCGCUAAGGCCGACCAGCUUACUUUCCGGACGCUGGUGGCUACUAUGAACGCAGACCAGAAGUCUCUUCUAGAGGAGGUUCUUCGUAGUGUCGGAGUCGGAGCUGUUGCUUCGAAGACUGGCGCUGAUGCGGUAGACAAUGCUCCCCAGGCUGCGCCAAGUAUAGCAUUGCGCAUGGAUUUCUAA